Molecule: messenger RNA, 2139 nt
Organism: Panonychus citri (citrus red mite)
Lineage: Eukaryota; Metazoa; Arthropoda; Arachnida; Trombidiformes; Tetranychidae
Exons: 4
Coding region: 197-1918 (573 amino acids)
Source: RefSeq, a predicted model, not a curated record
UGAAUAAUUUUAGAGAUGAAAAUGAUCUUAGAUUAGCAGUUCAAAGAAACCAGAACUUUUUUGGUGAUAGCAAUUAAGAAGCUGAAAAUUAAAUUAAAACAAGAGUGUUAAUUGUGUUGAUUUAGUUGAAUCAACAAUUGGCAUCUCUCCUUUCCUGUUUGUUGGUGUCAAAGAUAAACAUGAUUACAAUUGAUUGAUGUCAAUUCGUUUCCAAUUUGAUGAGUUUGUCAUGAAAAAAGUUCAAAGAAAAAUGAAACUCAAGUUUAUCAAAUUAUAUUCACUUGUUGCUUUAAUUAUUACAGUUAUCACAAUAUUCACUUAUUAUCAUGUUUUUGUUGGAAACAAUAAUGAAUUUAAAUCCGAUGUUAAAUUGUUUGAUCAACUCGAAAUCGAAGAAUCAAAUUCUGAUUUGACUUUAACUCGUUCUGAAUGGUUUGAUAAAAAGUCGCCUUCAAAUUGUUCACUGCCAAUCAACAUGGAUCCAUUUGAUCCGAUAAUUAAAAGUUUUAUUGUUAAUUACAACCAUGAUAAGUUUAAAUGCUAUGAUGACAUUAGCCCAGGAGUUGAAGAAAUGUUAAAAUUAACUAAUGGCCAACAAUUAACCUCGAUGAAUGAUCGUGAUCCGAUUGUCGUGUUGAAAUUACCCAAGAAACGACAUUCGGUUAAAUGUGCGUAUCGACCAUUUGAAUUACUCGAAGAUUAUGACCUGGAAUAUAGAGCAAUCGAGAUGAUAGAAGGAUUUUCGCUCAACAUGAAAUCGACUAAUUCGCAAUUCGUAGCGAUUAAGUGUAUAAACGGAGACGAAAAGGUCUACAAUCGAAUCCAUUCUUGGCCAUUGAAAGUUUCACAGUUAAUUGAGAAAAAAUCAUCGAUACCAACGGUUAAAAGCGACCAAAUUAAACCUUCGGUAUUAAUCUUGGUACUUGAGUCCACUUCGAGACUCAACUUCGAAAGGUUCAUGAAACAAACAUCAAAAUCACUGAAUAAACUUUCAAGUAAUUUCAUAUUGAAAGGAUUGAACAUUUUCGGCGACGAUACCUGGAAAAAUAUGAUUCCACUUCUAACAGGUCAUCAUGUUUCUUACGGCGAAUGGUCAAACCAUGUAGACGAAGUUGGACCAUUCGAUGAUUUAGAUUUAAUCUGGAAAGAUUUUAAAAGAGCUGAUUAUCUGACCGGUUACAUUGAGGAUUAUCCAUCAUUGGGAUUAUUCAAUUUGAGGAAAGAUGGAUUUUUAAAUCCACCUACCGAUUGGUACCCAAGGGCUCAUUGGGCACAAAUGGAAUUUGAAAUGGGUUAUCACAAGACUAAUAAGUGUUUCGGUCGUCAGCCUAAAUUGACUGAUUGGUUGAAGCAAGUGAGACAAUUUGUUAAUUUAACCAGCUCAUCUAAAUUACCUUACUUUCUGUGGUCAUUUCUUAUCGAACCAUUGGCAGAUAAUUUCAACAAAAUUCAAUAUGUUGACCAGCAAUUAGCUGAUUUUAUUAAUAUCUAUUCAGCUCAACUUGAAGAUACAGUUUUUAUAUUGAUGGGUGAUCAUGGGCCACGUUUUGGUGGACAAAUGACCACUGAAUAUGGUCAAUACGAGUCAAGAUUACCUUUGUUCAAUAUUCAUCUACCUAAGAAAUUAACAAAACGUCAUCCACAUUUAGCAAAGUAUUUAACUCGAAAUCAAAAUAGAUUAACAACUUGGCUUGAUGUCAGAGAAAUUUUGAAAGAUAUCGCUUCAGGUAACUAUGAAGAAUUAAUCAAUUCGAAUGAAGUUAAAAGAGCUUAUUCAAUAUGGAGACAAGAAGUUCCUUUUACUCGAAAUUGUUUACAAGCGAGGAUUCCAUCGGAAUAUUGCUCAUGUCGAGCUUCGAAUUCAGGUCAAGUUCUACAAUUAUCAUCUUUAGCUGUUAAAAAGCUGCGAGAUCAUUAAUGGAUGAUAUUAACCACCGACUGAAUGAUUACGCUGGUUAUUGUCGAAAACUGAAUUGAAAAAUAUUCUGAAAGCGAUGUUUUUUCAGGGAACCUCAUCUCAUCCGGACAGAAUGGAACUUGUUCUGAACGUUUCUCCAUCAAAUGCGAUUUUGAGAGCGAUUGUCACUCGUCCUUAAAAGGUUCAAAAAAGUUAUAUACAAAUGGAGUUUAGAUGGUGAU